AUGGCUGACACUGGGGUGGACGUCUCGAGCAUGAAGCGCAGCAGUGGCAAAAACGAUGUCAUCGAGGGUAACGACGCAAAGAGGAAGAUGCUUCGUGGCGGUGGCGAUGUGGACCCAGCGGCGGCAUUGGCAAGCGUUCGCCAUGAGUUUGGGGAGCACGGUGGAGUGAACAUGUCAGUGGAGGCCUCUGCCACCUUUACAGUGAUGGAGCCGGACACCCUCCGCCGCAUGUUCGCCGGCGAGCUUGGCCCUGACAAUGAUUUCUUCAUCUACAGCCGCCACUUCAACCCUACAGUUCUAAAUCUCGGCCGCAAGAUGGCUGCCCUGGAAGGCACCGAGGCCGCCUACUGCACCGCCAGCGGCAUGUCGGCGAUCUCCUCCGUUCUACUCCAGCUCUGCAGCUUCGGCGGGCACGUGGUGGCCUCAAGCGCUCUCUAUGGUGGGACCCACGCUCUCCUCUCUCAUUUUUUUCCCAGGACAUGCAACAUCACCACAACCUUCGUUGAUAUCUCCGAUUUGGAGGCAGUGGAGAACGCAAUCGUUGAAGGGAAGACUAAAGUGCUCUAUUUUGAGUCUGUGGCCAACCCUGUUCUGAAGGUGGCCAACAUUCCAGAACUGUGCCGCGUGGGACACAAAAAGGGUGUCACAGUAGUUGUCGACAACACCUUCGCUCCCAUGGUCGUUUCCCCCGCUUGUCUCGGCGCUGAUGUCGUCGUUCACAGCAUCUCCAAGUUUAUCAGCGGUGGCGCUGACAUAAUUGCAGGAGCUGUGUGCGGGCCUGCAAGUCUGGUGAAUUCGAUGAUGGACCUUCAGCAAGGGGCCCUGAUGUUGUUGGGUCCAACUAUGAAUGCUAAGGUAGCUUUUGAACUGUCGGAGAGAAUCCCUCACUUGGGCCUUAGGAUGAAGGAACAUUGCCACCGUGCAUUGGUGUUCGCCACAAGGCUUAAGAAAUUAGGACUCAAGGUGAUCUACCCAGGCCUUGAAGACCAUCCACAGCAUGAAUUGUUGAAAUCCAUAGCCAACAAGGAAUAUGGGUACGGUGGGCUUCUUUGCAUUGACAUGGAAACCGAGGAGAGAGCUAAUAGGUUGAUGAACAUCUUGCAAAACUAUGCUCAAUUUGGUUUCAUGGCUGUUAGCUUGGGCUACUAUGAGACCCUAAUGUCAUGCUCUGGAAGUAGCACUAGCAGUGAGAUGAAUGAAGAGGAGCAAAGGCUUGCUGGAAUCUCACCAGGCCUAAUAAGGAUGUCGGUUGGAUACAUAGGCACAGUGGAGCAGAAGUGGGCUCAGCUGGAAAAGGCACUUGCUAGAUUUAACGAGAAGGCACUACCCUAA
Messenger RNA from Abrus precatorius (Indian licorice), 1332 nucleotides. Its product is annotated as methionine gamma-lyase-like. Gene Ontology annotation, biological process: transsulfuration. The transcript is spliced from 2 exons. Gene Ontology annotation, cellular component: cytoplasm. Gene Ontology annotation, molecular function: carbon-sulfur lyase activity; pyridoxal phosphate binding. The record is from RefSeq and is a predicted model, not a curated record. Lineage: Eukaryota; Viridiplantae; Streptophyta; Magnoliopsida; Fabales; Fabaceae. The coding region runs from base 1 to 1332 and encodes 443 amino acids.